AUGGCCUACAGAGGAAAACCCCAAGACGGGGUCAACAAAAGAACCCAAACCGCCAGCGAACGAACUUCGAUGACGAUUACUAUGCCACCGCCUCCUGAAAACUUUCCUCAAUUUUCGCAAAAUGAAGCCAAUGGAAUGCAAAGUGAUGAGAAUGCUGUUUCUGGCCAUCUCGCCAAGACUCCUACUCAAGAGUUUGCGAAUUUCAAUAAACAAGUCAAUGCCAAUGGUAGCGAGGUCGAUAAAUCGCCCAAACUGUUGAGCGUAACUGGAAGUGGAAAUAGAAGAGACAUGGAAACCAAGUCGUCCACCCAUACUUAUGGUCACAAACCCAAGACCAGACCAUUUAUCAGGAAGAAGAACGGCAUCAAGAGAAAGAGAGGCCGCAACUUCCAGAGAUAUCAUCAUUGCUCUACAAAGGACGUCGACAACGAUAAUAUCGAAACAGACGAUGAAAAUGGCGAUAAAUAUAAAGACAAACAUAGAGGUGGAGGUGAAUAUGGAGAUGGGAAUGGAGAUGACGAUGAGCCAAUUAUAUCUUUGUAUCAGCGAAUGUUGCUGAGCUUCAGAAGGGAAAAUGAGAAGUUUUACAAAUCAGAGGCGUUGGAAUUUCACAAGUCAAACGCCUCGGGCAAUAUUCUCGGGGCUGAGUCCAACUCCAGGGAUCCAGCAGCCACCUCCCAUCUGGAUGAUAUGAAUGGCAACAAUCCCAGAGAAUCAGAAAGACUUAGUGAAGGUCCGCAAAAGAUUCAUAAUGGCGCCAUUAUACCUGAUCCAAACUUCAAUACCGAAGUCUUGUUCUCGAAGGAAAGAGCCCCUCCAAAGAUCAUUCAACUUGAACCUGUGGAUAGAAAUAUCGCUAUCAUACACAAGAUGAUUAAAGAAUCUCCCGAGGAACCGAAAAUGUCAACAUGGAAGUUGAUACGCCACAGGGUCUCUUCAUGGACAGGAAGGCUUAAUCCUUUAAGAAGGUGGAGUCAGUCCGGGAGAGACAAUGAGGCAAGAAUGUCUCUAAGACAUAGUGAAGCAGAUCUAGGCGCAUUUACCAGAGAUGAACUCAGGGAGAAUGCUGAAAGAAAGAUUGCAAAUGGCCACACAAGAGACACUGCGCACAGCAUCAAGCGAGCCGGCAGCUCGGGACAGAAUUCCGAAGAGAGUUUUUCGAACGUUGAUGUAUAUGGCAUCAGAGAAGUCGAAGCUGAAGUCAUCCGAAUGUCGAGUCCUGCACGAACGUGCCUCAUCUCCAGGUCCAAGUCUGUAAGAUCUGUUGAGCCAAUUAUAGAAGACGCUUCAAAUGAGACAGGAGGCGAGAACGCAGCCCAAGAGAAUGCGCAAAGGCUUCAAACUACACAGGAACCUAUCGAUUCAGACCCUGACCCUGAAGGCACGACCUUGAGAAGACGACCCAGGGUAGAGAGAUUACGUCGUGAAUUCACUGGUUCUAUUGAAGAAGUUAUCAAUUCGAAUAGAAUGCUUCAAGCAAUGUCAAAUGUUGACACCCAAGGCUCUUCUGCAUCAAGUGAAUAUUUGGAAACCAUCGCCACCCGUAACCUCCUUGGCUACAGCUACGGGCUCAAUCAAUCGCAACAAAAUCUUACUUUAAUGUCAGGAGUAGCCGAUGACUCUAUUCAAGACGACGACGAUUUUGGAGCCCCUCUUUGUCGCUAUUCGAGUCGUGAGCUCUCCGCCGAAGAAGAAUCCCAAGAGCAUGACAUCCUAGAAGAUAAAACUUCGACAGUGACCGCCAUCAAGGAGAAAUGCCGUUCAAAAGUAGAUCGUAGCGCUGUGCGGGGAUUUGUUCCCGAAGGGGACCCCAUUCCAGAGAGCGCCCUUGAAGAUUCGGAAGCCAGUCAAAGAUCCAACUCCGAUCCGCCAAGCCUGACAAAUACUACCAACACCUCAGAAAGCAGUAUGAGCGUCCAGCAGCAAUAUUCUUGUGGGAUCUUCAGAUCAAAUGCCAUCAGAAGAAAACGUCAAUCGAUGAAUUUUGAAUCAUACAAUGAUGCGCUCAUGUGA
Messenger RNA from Botrytis deweyae, 2013 nucleotides. RefSeq lists its product as uncharacterized. The record is from RefSeq and is a predicted model, not a curated record. Lineage: Eukaryota; Fungi; Ascomycota; Leotiomycetes; Helotiales; Sclerotiniaceae. The transcript has a single exon. Bases 1 to 2013 code for a protein of 670 amino acids.